Cavia porcellus (domestic guinea pig) is the source of this 4501-nucleotide messenger RNA. It is a transcript of the gene Adgra1, whose product is annotated as adhesion G protein-coupled receptor A1. The coding region runs from base 695 to 2395 and encodes 566 amino acids. The transcript is spliced from 7 exons. Gene Ontology annotation, molecular function: G protein-coupled receptor activity. Gene Ontology annotation, cellular component: plasma membrane; postsynaptic density; glutamatergic synapse. Gene Ontology annotation, biological process: G protein-coupled receptor signaling pathway; cell surface receptor signaling pathway. The record is from RefSeq and is a predicted model, not a curated record. NCBI's taxonomy places the organism in Eukaryota, Metazoa, Chordata, Mammalia, Rodentia, Caviidae.
CUCUUUAAAUCGGCUCUGCAGUGUGACAGGCGGCUGGCCGGGCUGGCUGGGAAGAACCAUUCCCACCCUGCCGCAGGGAGCCCGGCCACGGCUGCCGCCAUCCAUGCCUCCCCCAGUCCCCAUGGUUACGGCUCCUGCUUCCUGGCCAGUUUCUCAUCCCUGGCUGCCGCCACAGAAGACAGGCGAAGGCGGCUGGCAUCCCCCAGCAGAAUCCUGGAAGCUGCCCGCUGAUCUCGAUCUCGCACUGAGUGCCUGUUCUCCCUGGCUCUGACUCAUCCUCUCCCAGUGCAGAGCUCUGUCACUGCCGCUGUGCACUGGCCACAGCCUAUCGCCAGGCUGCAGCCCUGCAAUCUGUUGAUAACUCCACUUUGGAGCUCCAGUCCAAUGCCUCUUGUGAUGGAAAGCUUUUCCCGGCACAAGUACCCUGCAACAUCGCACCAGUGACAGGAAGCACAAAACCAGUGCCGCUCCAGCCUUUUUUGACAAAACAGAUGAGUGCAGCCUGCGGACCCUCACCCGCCCCAUCAGGGUCAUCCUGAGGCACACUGCUCUAGAGCUUGACUUUAGCUGCUGUUUGGGACUUUGACCUUCUGAAUGGCCAUGGAACCUGGUGGGGAGAAGGGCGCGACAUAAUUGUCUCUGCGGGCGACACCACCCCCACCAGUGCUCUUACCUCAGUAACUCUGCAGGGCUCAUGGAUUUGAAGACUGUCCUCUCCCUGCCCCAGUACCCAGGGGAGUUCCUGCACCCUGUGGUGUAUGCAUGCACCGCAGUCAUGCUGCUGUGCCUCCUCGCCUCCGUUAUCACCUACAUCAUGCACCAGAGUGCCAUCCGGAUCAGCAGGAAAGGCCGGCAUACGCUCCUGAACUUCUGCUUCCAUGCAGCUCUGACCUUCACUGUGUUCGCAGGUGGCAUCAACCGCACCAAAUACCCAAUCCUGUGCCAGGCGGUGGGCAUCGUGCUGCACUACUCCACACUCUCCACCAUGCUGUGGAUUGGGGUAACUGCCAGGAACAUCUACAAGCAAGUGACCAAGAAGGCCCUGCCAUGCCCAGUCGCAGACCAGCCACCGUUCCCCAAGAAGCCCCUGCUCAGGUUUUACCUCAUAAGUGGAGGCAUUCCUUUCAUCAUCUGUGGGGUCACGGCUGCCACAAACAUCAGUAAUUAUGGGAUUGAAGAUGAGGACACAGCAUACUGCUGGAUGGCCUGGGAGCCCAGCCUGGGUGCAUUCUAUGGGCCGGCCGCCUUCAUCGCCCUGGUCACCUGCGUGUACUUCCUUGGCACCUACAUCCAGCUGCGGCGCCACCCUGAGCGCAGGUAUGAGCUCAGAGAGCGCACAGAAGAGCAGCAGCGGCUGGCAGUACCAGAAGGAGGCCACUGCCAUGGGAUGAGGCCCAGUACCCCAACUGCCUGUGAUGCCCUGUUGGCCUCACAGCUGCAGAAUGAGCACUCAUUCAAGGCUCAGCUGCGAGCCGCCGCCUUCACACUGUUCCUAUUCACAGCUACAUGGACCUUCGGGGCAUUGGCUGUGUCUCAGGGCCACUUCCUGGACAUGAUCUUCAGCUGUCUGUAUGGCGCCUUCUGCGUGACUCUGGGGCUCUUUGUGCUCAUCCAUCAUUGUGCCAAGCGGGAGGAUGUAUGGCAGUGCUGGUGGUCUUGCUGCCCUUCGCGUGGGGACACCUCCACCACCAAGCCCAGCACUCAUCCUGCCCUUGAUGCCAAUGGAGACAUACUGGGGCACACCUGCCUGCAAGACUCACCAGGCCCUGGCAACCCAAGGGGCUUUGGCCACCCACCCACAGGCCACUGCAAAAUGACCAACCUGCAGGCUGCCCAAGGCCAUGUCAGCUGCCUCUCACCAGCCACCCCAUGCUGUGCCAAGAUGCACUGCGAGCAGCUGAUGGAGGAGGAGGCCCACGUGCACAUGCCUGAGGAGGACGCCUUCAACCCAAACCUACACAGGUGCCUCAAGGGCAGAACUAAGCCUCACUACUUCAGCCAGCACCAGGCAGCUGCAGCUGAGCAUGAGUAUGCCUACCACAUCCCCUCCAGCCUAGACGGCAGCCCCCACAGCUCACGCACAGACAGUCCCCCCAGCUCUCUUGAAGGCCCCAUGGGGGUACAUACACUGGCCUGCUGUGCCCAAGGUGACCCUUUCCCUAUGGUCAGCCAACCUGAGGGCAGUGACACCGGUCCUGCACUCUAUGGCUGCCCCCCAAGGCUGCCUCCAGGCCCUGCCCACUUGGAGAUGCUCCGGAGGACACAGUCCCUGCCAUUUGGUGGCCCCAGCCAGAAUGGGAUGCUAAAGGGUACUGUUCAAGAAGGCCUGUCAUUCAGCUCUGACGGGACAGGCAACAUCCGAACAGGACCCUGGAAAAAUGAAACUACCGUGUAAUAGGGACAAGAAUACAUCGCCCUCAUCAGUGCCACCAUGUCCCUGGAGGAGUUUCAGAGCAAAAAGGGGACAUAUUUGCCACAUGAGAUUGGUGGAGAGGCUCCCCAAAAUGACCAAGCCUUUCAGGAGCAGCUCACACCUUAGAGCUACGCGCCCUUUGUUGUGAAAGAUUCCAGCAGGAAAAUGCUUUGGGCCACAGCUACCAAUGUCAGUCCCAAAGUGGGAUGUGGCUGUCUACAUAGUCACCCAAUUUCUGUUCGUAGCAUUCCAUCUCCAGGGUGACCCAGGAACAGAAAAUAGAUUCUAUCAAAAGCCACCCCAGUGCAGGGCCACGCACCCAUGCUGUAUUGCUGGGUGGUGAUCCAGGCAACCUCAUCAGAGGCCCAUCUGAUGUUUCCUGGCAUUGUGUGCAUAUGCACACAUGCGUAUGUGUAUGUGUGUAUAUGCGCACGUGCACACACAUAUGUUUCAUUUUGUUCCAGGAUCCUUGGUGGCCAAUCAUAAAGAGCAUUCUCCCACUGGGCAGUUUCCACAGGUCCCUUCCAGUUCCUUAUGUCUAUCACACCAGCAUUGCCCCCUGGCACUUCUGCCAGCUCACCUAACCCUAACCCCCCAACCACCUGAGAGCAUCUUGGAUGCUGGGGGAUAGGGUCCCCUCACCAUGGAGAUAUAGGCAAGGAAAGCAGCCAAUGGCUUCCAGCCUUCAGAAGGCUGGCCACAUACUCCUGGGGGCCCAUGUGGAUGCCCAAACACUUCUUAAUGGAGACUCAGCUUCCAGAUGCAGUCACUGUUGGGAUUGGACUGGAUUCUACACCAUAAUGGGCAUUUCUCUGUUCCACAAAGAAGAGGAGCUGACUAGGGUGUGAUAGUUAUCAGAGACAAAAUUUACUUUUCUUUUUUCAUCUUCAUCUGGGUACAAAGCCCCAACUCAAAGGGCAGAUGUUGAUGACAAUGAGCCUUUUGUGAAAAGACAUAGUCUGUCCCUGGGAAGAGUUCCGAGGCUGGAGCACUUGUGUUCAGAAGGCCAUGCCAAUGGGACUGUGCAUGGCCCUUCCUCUCUCCUCCCAGCCAUGGCACAUAUGCACACACAUGUACACACAUACAUGUACAUAAGCACAUAUGCAUAUAUGACACACAUGGACACACAUACAUUCACACAGGGUGCAUACCACAAAGGUGCACACGUACACACAGGUACAUGCACAUGUACUGCAAAGUGUACAUGCACACACCUGCAGAACAGGCAUGUGUAUGAGUGUAUGUAUGCACAGAAUACAAAACACACAUGAAUACCUGUAUGUAUCUACCUGUGCAACAUAAAUUUGCACACACUGCAGUGUAUACAAAUAUGCACAUGUGGACACACAUUUACACAUGUAACCCACACACAAGUGUUUUCUAUCCACUUCAACCCCUGGGUUUUCACUGCAGAUGCUCAUGUCAGCAUCGGGAUCAGUGUCACUGUGACUGGUCAGUGUGCUCCACUGUUGGGGCAGGUGGUUUCACCAGGAGCAGCAGCUUCCCAAAGCAUGCCUCAGAGGGGACAGCAUGAGGCAGGUUGAGGCACCUUGAAGGUGGGCACACUCUUCAGCGCUGCAGUGGGAAGUGCCAUCCGGAGCCCAGUGCUCAGUAUCUGAGUAAAGAGCCUGUCAGCCCUGAUACUUAUAAACUCAUCUGUGACACUGCGACUUACUGCAGGUCGCUGCACCCAAUACAGACCCCAUGUGUCCUUACAGGUCAACCAACAGACAACCAACAACCUCCGGGUGGUGUAAGCUCCUGUUACUGUCCAGGCUUGUCACCUGCUUCCUAGCUGAUGCACACAGAACCCAGCGCUAUGCUGUGUGCUCACUGUAGAUGCAGACCGUCCAGAUGAAAAUACAAUAUUUUGCAUUGUUUGUCCUUGGUGAGGCUGGUCAAUAGCAUCCUGUGUGUGUUUUUUUGCCCUUGACGGAACAGUGGUCCAAGUGGGGCUGGGACCCCACCCAGGCUGCUCCCUUGAGCUGUGGCCCCUCACAUCCUUUCUGCCCUCCACGCCCCUGGAAGAAUAAACAGGGCACCUCGUCAUUCAACCAAAGAAAAUUCAGCAUUAAACAUUGAACUUUA